Molecule: messenger RNA, 3779 nt
Organism: Eleginops maclovinus (Patagonian blennie)
Lineage: Eukaryota; Metazoa; Chordata; Actinopteri; Perciformes; Eleginopidae
Product: proline-rich transmembrane protein 3
Exons: 4
Coding region: 342-3476 (1044 amino acids)
Source: RefSeq, a predicted model, not a curated record
CGGUGUGGAGAGAGACGGAGCAGUAGGAGGGGGCGUUUAUCUGCUCAGAGGCUCAUGGUUGGAGAGCGCUGUGGCACUGGGCUGCUGAACCUCUCUGUUUGUCGGUAGAGCACCGUCUUUACUGUUUCCACUUGUACCCUGCGGCUAUUAGGCACUGAACCUGGACUAACGUAACACGUUUCCAUUUGGCUAACUCGGUAUGUCUUAGUCCUCAUAUACUGCCGCAGAGGACGCCAUCGAGAGGAUCCGUACAGACCUGCAGCUUCACAGUGUAAGGAUGGUGUGACACUCAGACAGACAGCCAGAGGGACUAGUCACCACUCUCUACUCACAGGCAGACCAUGGCUCCCAUGUCUCUCCUUUUCCUGGGCUUCCUCCUCUCCUCUCUCCAUCCUUCAGAUACCCAGACCAUCAUUGGCUCCUCUUCCUCAUUCUCUCCUCCGGACCUGCCUAAUGAUUCUUCACCUCAACCUACAAAGCAGACUGCUGGACUCUGGCCUUCUUUGCCUCCGAGAGGCCGCAGUGAUGUGCCAGUCAGAGCUACAGUCCAGGACAGACAAAAACAUACGAAUGCAGUGCAACAGGGGCGAACAAGCCGUCCUACCCCACAGUUCACUCCUCCAUUAAUAUCUGCUUUUUCUACGCAGAACCUCAGCAACGGGCUAAUUUUAACUCAACCCACUGCCUCCAGGCCCAGAACUGAUACAGCUCGUUUAGCAUUGAGCGGGGCUUUUGUAACAGAAGAUCCUACUACAAAAGACUCAAUUCCACCUUUGCCAACUUUCCUUUCUGCUGCUUUCACUGAAUCUGCAGGUGAUGAGCCAGGGACAGCAGGAAAUUCAGAGGAGAGUUCACUCAAAGAGACAGAGGAUGAGGAUUUACAUGGGUUUGGAUCAGGAAAUGUUCCAACAGUAAUGCCUGUGAAGGAGGAAUCAUCUGUUCCUCAGGCAACAGUUGGUGAUGAAAUGGCGCAGUACCAGCCACAGGCACAGACAGCAAAUGUUUUUGAUGUAGAAACACCACCAGAGGGAAGUCAGGCUAUGAACCCCUACCUGCCUGUGCUUACAACAGCCGGUAAAAUCUCUACAACGCCACAGACUGAGACAAGAGCCACACCGUCCCCUGUGGUAACACAAGAAACUGUUUUAUUAACAGAUAAACUUACAGAGGACACUCCUUCCACCGUCAGUGCUACUCCAAAGCAGGCUGCCGUGACAUUACCCCAGCCCACAACUACCACCACUGGCUCUAAACAGUUACAGACUGAAGAACAACCAACCACAACACAGCAAAUAACAACCACAUCUACAAAAGCUGUGCUUACUACAACACAGGAGGCUGUGAGAAAACUCUCAGAAACAACACCUCAAACCAACAAAACGGAAGUUCUGGGGAGAAAUACAGCUAGCACAACUAUACAGUCUUCAACAACAGGGACCUCCACUGGUGUCACACGAACAAGACUAAGCCCCACAUUUCAGGCUGAUAUUGUUAAGAGGAACCAUUCCAUUCUCCUUGGACAUCCUCACCAAGCUCCACACACUACCUCUAAUCCAGCCCCAUCUCCCAGUCACAGCCCCUCCUUUAACAGCACUCUUCUCUACUGGGGUGACCUGAGCCGGACGUUGGCAUUCGCCUGGGAGCUGCAUGUCUACGGCUCCGUGAGCCUCUUCCUCCUCCUGUUCGCUGGAGCAGCUCUCGGCCUCAUCUUGUCCCCUGGCGCAAACUGUCCUCAUCGGGGGGCUCUUGCACUGGCCAAUGCACUUUUGUUUCUCGCUGGAGGCCUCAGGGCGGCUCUCUUUCUGAUGGACCCCUAUGGCACCAGGAAAUUCCUGCCUCGCCCCGCUGUUACGGCCCUCUACAACUUGCCUCUUCAUUUGCUGGUGUGGACACAGGCUGCGCUGGCACUGCUGGCAUUGAGGGUGGCAGGAGUAAGCGUGUUACCUUCCUCUUUGGAGCGUCCUCCUCUGGUGGCUGUGUUGGCUGUGUUGCAGUGUACGCUGCUGCUGGCGGCUGAUCUGCUUUCCCCAGCUCUGUCGCCUGUGGUGCCCGUCACCCUACAGGUCCUGGCCCUGUGCUGGGGCCUGGCUCUCUGUCUGGGCUUCCUAUGCUAUGUGUUUCCACGUAUACGCUGUCCUACCAUACCCCACCAUGGAGUUCCUGAAGAGGCCAGGAGGAAGGCUUGGACAGGAAGCAGGAGGACCGGGGUGAUCCUGGGAAGAGUGCUGGCAGUGUGUGCAGUUCUGGGGGCCCUGUGCUGUGGGCUGCAUGUCCAUGCCACCUUAUGGCUCUAUGGGCUGCUAGGGGACUGGACGCGCUUCAACUGGGGAUGGUGGCUGGUGCACUUCUGGGCCCGGCUCCUGGAGCUGGCUUGGGGGUUCUCCCUCCUCCUCCUGGGCUCCUGGGUGUUCUGGAGGCCACAAGGUUGCCAUGGAAGAGAGGAGGGGGGAACGGAUGGCAGACCAGCAGGAGACUUGCCAUCCCCUGGCCAAUCUACAGGCUCCUCUCAAAGACACACCUGCUGGUCCAAGAUAGUCCAAAGCCUGAGGGGGAAACCCUGUAAAAAGUCUGACAGUAAUGGGGUGGGAGGAGGAGGAGGAGGAGGAGGAGGAGGAGGAGGAGGAGGUGGUGGACCAGGGGAGGUGCCUAACAACUGGGCUGGUCAGGAGCGUCCUGGAGCUGACAUCAGUAAGAGUCUGAUCAGGAACCAGAACCACGAGCAGGCCACGGCCCAGCCACGCUACGUCAAAGACAGCAACAGGGGGCGCAACCACAGGGGCCACUCUGCAGAGCGAGGCCACUCUGCAGAGCGAGGCCUCUCCGAGGGCUCUACGGGCUCCCUGCUCAGACUGCAGGCGCUGGGCCGGCCUCCUCAGCGGUCUGUAAGCGGCAGUCUGGAUCAGGAUGGGGACACUACACUGUCUCUUUACGAGUUCGAUCUGCGGCCCCCAUCUCCUAUUGACCUGACCCGCAGCAUUGACGAGGCCCUGAACAGGGAGUACCUGCUUGGAGGAGGAAGCUUGUUUCAUCCUUUUAACCAAACCUCAGGGUCCCCCUCCCCGGGAUCAGGGGUCAGUCAGGGACCCUGGCUUCGCAGGAACAGUGAUCCUCAGAUGCUUUCUGAGAGCAGCGAGGCGACAGAGUCUUCUAUGCCACUGGGGGGCAGCGUGCUGAGCAGUGUGCCCAGCAGGCAGGUGACUGCUCCCCCCACACCCUCCCACCAGGGUAACAGGUGGCCUGGGAACGCGAUGGGAAGCGUCCCCUCAUCAGUGUCCUGCCCUGUGUCACUUCGUCCCUCCAGAACGUCAACAGGGAAUCUGGGGGAGGAUGGAGUGGACGACACACGGCCGUUCAUCACCCCAGACUCAGAGAGGGUGCGGGGGAGGGCUGGGAGGCCCGUGGGGUCGCGGAGUUACCUGGAGGUCAGCCGACAUGACGACUCCGCCAGUGUCAGCAGUGAGAUAAUUGAUCUAUGAACCAAACCUUGGACUUGAGGACCAAUUACCACACAUCAAACACCCAUUUAACAAAAACUUUUCCUGAUCAAGACUUCAUAAAACUUGGGAACAUUUGAUCAUUGCCUAAAAAUGAUUAUUUUUAGAAAAGGGAAACAAGUGUCUCUUGGUGAUGACCUUAAAGGAUAUCACUUAGUUGCCUUUUAUUUUGUUAAAGAAUUUAACAUCUGUGUUUGAAAAAAAAAAUAUGGUAUAGCUUUUACUCUGGGAGUAAAAUUGGAAAUAUAGCACAGAUAAACAUCACAGCACACUCUUCUCUACACA